Molecule: messenger RNA, 1318 nt
Organism: Trichechus manatus latirostris (Florida manatee)
Lineage: Eukaryota; Metazoa; Chordata; Mammalia; Sirenia; Trichechidae
Gene: ANKRD46
Product: ankyrin repeat domain 46
Exons: 6
Coding region: 406-1092 (228 amino acids)
Cellular component (GO): nucleus
Molecular function (GO): protein binding
Source: RefSeq, a predicted model, not a curated record
GCGGGCGGCCCCCGGGCAGAAGCCACUGACAUCUCCGCUGCUGGCCCUGAAGGACCGGAAAGCCCUGGCCCGGGGCCUGAGGGGCGACGGCAUUAGGGUUCCCUGCACCAUCCGGGCGGUGCCCGAAGUGGCCUUCUCGCGGGGCUGUGCUGCUCGUAGAUCCGGGAAAGGCCUGCACGGGUUUUUGCUUGCGUUUGAGGAUCCUUGCUUGCACAUUUCUGGAUAUUUUGUUGAACGUCUAAAGAAUUCAGAGAAACUGCUGAGUGAUCACUGAAAGAAAGAUCUAAUCUUCUUACGGCUUACAUCUGUUUUUCCUCAUCUCUCAGUCUUCGGACAAGAUAACCACAGAACAGAGCAGAGUAGGAUCAAUACGGUGUAUCCCAUCAACCACAUCAAAUCAGAAUAAUGUCCUACGUUUUUGUAAAUGAUUCUUCUCAGACUAACGUACCCUUGCUACAAGCCUGUAUCGACGGAGACUUUAACUAUUCCAAGCGGCUUUUGGAAAGUGGCUUUGACCCAAAUAUUCGUGACAGCAGGGGCAGAACAGGCCUUCACCUGGCAGCAGCCCGAGGGAAUGUAGACAUCUGCCAGUUGCUGCAUAAGUUUGGUGCUGAUCUUCUGGCCACAGAAUAUCAAGGAAACACGGCCCUUCAUCUUUGUGGCCAUGUGGAUACUAUUCAAUUCUUAGUUUCCAAUGGACUCAAAAUUGAUAUUUGCAAUCAUCAAGGUGCUACACCCUUAGUUCUGGCAAAGCGCAGAGGAGUGAAUAAAGAUGUCAUCCGAUUGCUGGAAUCUCUGGAAGAACAGGAGGUAAAAGGAUUUAACAGAGGAACCCACUCGAAACUGGAGACCAUGCAGACAGCUGAGAGUGAAAGUGCCAUGGAAAGUCAUUCUCUCCUCAAUCCCAACCUUCAGCAAGGUGAAGGAGUCCUCUCCAGCUUCCGAACCACAUGGCAGGAGUUUGUAGAGGAUCUGGGCUUCUGGCGGGUGUUGCUCUUGAUCUUUGUCAUUGCGUUGCUGUCCCUUGGCAUUGCCUACUACGUGAGUGGGGUGCUACCCUUCGUGGAAAACCAGCCUGAACUGGUGCAUUAAAGAAGCUCAUGGGAGAAGAGGAGUCAAAUGCUCAUUUCUUGGCUUCUAAUAUUUGUUCUCAGUUUGUCAGAAUUCUUCUCUUAGUGCAAGGCAGUGAAAGCUGCACUUUUUUUGUUGUUGUUGCAUUUUUACUUGUCAUCCUUUUAGGAGCCCUGGUGGUGCAGUGGUUAAAAUGUUAAGCUGCCAACCAAAAGGUCGGCAGUUCUAACCCAUCAGCCACUCCAUG